Messenger RNA from Ambispora leptoticha, 2595 nucleotides. NCBI's taxonomy places the organism in Eukaryota, Fungi, Glomeromycota, Glomeromycetes, Archaeosporales, Ambisporaceae. The record is from the annotation of a GenBank genome assembly.
AUGGUGAAUUCCGUUUCCACCAAGAAAAGAAAGACAAAACCAGCAGUCAUUACUGCCGAUUCUCUACCGGGAAAACCUAUAAAGCCCAGAAUUUUCCAGCCUUUUCGUGCUAUCGGCUAUGUCACUAACGACGUUCCGUUCACCCUUCAAGGCAGGGGAACCGCCUUUUUCCUCACAACCUGUGUUGGCAACAGUUUUCAUAUAUAUGAUUGCACAAAGUUGAACUUGUUAUUUGUAGGGCCACAAACAGAACUCCCUAUUACGGCAAUGGCUUCUGCUAAGGAUACUACUUUCGUAGCUUGUUCCAAAGAGAUUAUUCUCUUUAAUAGAGCUAAAGAGAUUAGGCGAUUGACUAGCAAAAAUCAAGGAAAUAUUUUUUCACUGACGGUGUUGGGUCAUUUUCUGAUUUCUAUGAGCGAUAACAACAAAAUAACUGUGUGGAAUCAUGAAACUGGAGAGCUUUACACGGAACUUGAAUUUGUCGAGAGAUUCACGGUGUCGACGAUUGUACAUCCACACACAUAUCUUGAUAAGAUAUUAGUAGGAAGCAUUCAAGGAACCAUGGAAAUUUGGAAUAUUCGUACAAACAAAUUGAUAUAUUCAUUUUCCUCAUUCGGUUCACCUAUAACAACACUUACUCAGUCCCCAGUUGUGGAUGUUAUCGCUGUUGGCUUACUCGAUGGCACCAUAAUAUUGCAUAAUAUCAAAGCUGAUGAAAGAAUUAAGACAUACACCCAGGAAGAUGAUCAACACGUCAUGGCAACUGCGAAUAUAAGUGGAGAUAUUGCACUAUGGAACCUGGAUCGAAAAAUUUUGAUUCAUGUGAUGAAGGGAGCACACGAUGGAUUAAUUCCUGCUAUUCAGUUUCUUAAUGGACAACCUAUUUUAAUUACGUCGGGUGCCGAUAAUUCUGUAAAGGAAUGGAUUUUUGAUAAUUUAGAUGGGUUGCCAAAUUUACUUAAAUCUCGGAGUGGUCAUCAUGCACCACCAACUAUCAUUCAGUAUUAUGGCACUGAUGGUCAUUGCAUUCUGAGUGCUUCUGCGGAUAGAUCAUUAAGAUCUUUUUCGAUUGUUCGCGAUUCUCAAUCUGUCGAACUUUCACAAGUCCAAUCAAAACAACAAGAAUGGGACAAUAUUCUUUCUUGCCAUCUCAAUGCGAGAUAUGCGUGGACCUGGUCGUAUCAAAAAAAAGUUAUCGGAAAAUUCAAGUUUGCGCCGCGCGAUGGGUCAUAUGUUAAAGCCACGGCUGUAAGUGCAUGUGGUAAUUUCGGGAUCAUUGGAUCUUCAUCCGGCUGUAUAGUAAUGUUUAACAUGCAAUCCGGAAAGCUCCGUAAAACUUUUGCUGGCUCAGAUGAGCAUGGUAAAUCUAUUUCUGGCUUGGCAAGUGAUCCCUUAAAUCGUUUCAUAAUCAGUAGCUCACUUGAUGGUACAAUCAAGAUAUGGGAUUUUACAAGUGCUGAAGUGAUAAAUACAAUUUACAUAUCAUCUCCCGUCACUAUAUUAAAAUACCAAACUGAAAGCAAUCUUUUGGCAACUGCUAGCGAUGAUCUUACAAUUCGUGUGAUCGAUGUCGAUACACGUAAGAUAGUAAGAGCGUUCAGCGGGCACCGAAAUAGAAUUACGGAUCUUACAUUUAGCCAAGAUGGUCGAUGGAUCAUUUCAAGCUCCCUCGACUCAACUAUUCGUACUUGGGAUCUUCCAUCUGGUCAUAUGAUAGAUAUAUUUCGAGUUGAUAGCAUCGCAACUAGUGUCUCAUUUUCACCUACAGGUGACUUUUUGGCGACAUCUCAUGUUGAUAAUGUCGGAAUAUUUUUAUGGGCAAAUCGCGCACAGUUUGCUAGCCUGUCUCUAAGAAGCGUGUCUGAUGAUGAGGUAUUUGAUGUUUCAUUGCCUACUACGUCAGGAAUCGAUAAUGAUGUCGAGGAUGAUAUUGCCAAUCAAACAAAUGGCGAUGAAAAAGAUUUACCUUUCUUCUCAUCCGAGCAAUUAACCGAACAAAUGAUUACAUUAUCAACCUUACCGAAAUCAAAAUGGCAGAAUUUGUUGAAUUUAGAUACAAUUAAAAAACGCAAUAAACCUAAAGAACCGCCAAAAGUUCCCGAGAAAGCACCAUUUUUUUUGACAACUUUACCUGGUGUAGAACCAAAAUUUGUCGUUGAAGAAGGGAAAAAGACAGCAAACAAUGAUAAUAAGAUUGUGAAGUUAAACGAAAUCCGAAUGGAAACAGAAUUUACAAAAUUAUUGAAGAAGAAUGAGGAUUCUGGAGACUACUCGGAAUUCUUUAACUAUUUAAAAACACUCAACCCAUCCGGCAUAGAUUUCGAACUUCGUUCCAUGAACUUGGACAACAAUUUCCAAGACUUGCAAUUGUUCCUGGACGCAAUCGAGUCACGGCUCAAAUCAAAAAAGGACUUUGAACUGUGUCAAGCAUAUUUAAACCAUUUUUUGCGAAUAUAUGGAGACAUAAUUAUCGCAAAUCCGGAGCCAUUGGGAAUAAGAUUGCAAUCGAUUUUGGAAGAGCAUCAAAAAGAGUGGUCGAGAAUAGAGGAAUUGUUGCAGUAUAAUUUGUGUAUGUUGGAUUUUUUGCGAAGAUGA